Aspergillus mulundensis is the source of this 1068-nucleotide messenger RNA. Its product is annotated as alcohol dehydrogenase family protein. Gene Ontology annotation, molecular function: zinc ion binding; oxidoreductase activity. The record is from RefSeq and is a predicted model, not a curated record. The transcript has 6 exons. The coding region runs from base 1 to 1068 and encodes 355 amino acids. NCBI's taxonomy places the organism in Eukaryota, Fungi, Ascomycota, Eurotiomycetes, Eurotiales, Aspergillaceae.
AUGCCCAGCCAGACAAUGCGUGCUGUGGUCUUCAAGGGCCUACACAAAGUCGCCGUUGAGGAGCGUCCGAUCCCCCAGAUCCAGCAUGCAGAGGAUAUUAUUAUCAGAGCAACAUAUACCGCGCUUUGCGGAAGUGAUCUCCAUGUAUACCGGGGCAUUGAACCCGCCGGGACAGGGUUCGUCAUGGGCCAUGAGGUAACAGGUGAAGUCGUGGAGGUUGGUGAUGCAGUUAAGACCGUGCAGAAGGGGGACAUGGUUGUUUCGGCGUUUACGACAUCUUGCGGCACAUGCUUCUACUGCACGCAGGGCUUCUCAUCAAGAUGCGACAAGAACACGCUGCUUGGAUGCGACGACCUAGAUGGUGCGCAGGCGGAAUACGUCCGAAUCCCUCACGCCGACGGCACAGUCAUCAAGGCCCCCGCCGGAAUCUCCCCGCAGCACCUCGUGCUCAUGGGCGACAUCUUCCCAACGGGCUACUUCGCCGCCCUAAACGCCUUCAAGAAUGCGACGCCCGCGCAAAUCGCAGAGCAAACUGUGGUGAUUAUCGGCUGCGGCCCCGUCGGUCUCUGCGCGCUGAUCAACGCGCUCGAGUACAAGCCCAAGCACGUCCUCGCUGUUGACUGCGUACCCUCUCGUCUGGAGCUAGCAAAGUCUCUCGGUGCUGAGCCCUGGGAUUUCAAGAACGACCGCGAGGGCCUGGAUAGGAGGGUCGCUGAGUUGACGCACGGCCGCGGGGCCGACGCCGUCAUUGAGGUUGUGGGGUUGAGUCCGGCGCUGAGAAUGAGCUUUGAGCUGUUGAGGCCCUGGGGCGUUAUUAGUAGUGUUGGGGUUCAUAAUGGGGAGAUCCCCUGGAGCGGAAGCGAGGCAUACGGCAAGAAUGUGACUUUGCAGAUGGGUCGGUGUCCCGUGCGGUCUGUGUCUGAUGCAGCGCUGGAGGUGCUGAAGAGGAACCAGCAUUUGCUUGGAUUCAUGACGGACAACAUCAUGCCUUUGUCAAAGGCAGUCGAGGCCUAUGAUCUGUUUAAUGCGAUGAGGGUGCAGAAGGUUAUUUUCGAGGCGGGAAAAUAA